Betta splendens (Siamese fighting fish) is the source of this 1370-nucleotide messenger RNA. RefSeq names its product syntaxin 8 (gene stx8). NCBI's taxonomy places the organism in Eukaryota, Metazoa, Chordata, Actinopteri, Anabantiformes, Osphronemidae. Gene Ontology annotation, cellular component: endomembrane system; SNARE complex. The record is from RefSeq and is a predicted model, not a curated record. Gene Ontology annotation, molecular function: SNARE binding; SNAP receptor activity. Gene Ontology annotation, biological process: vesicle fusion; intracellular protein transport. The transcript is spliced from 8 exons. Bases 119 to 838 code for a protein of 239 amino acids.
GUUUUCCUCGCGAUUCGCCGUAGUGACGUCACACCCAAACAAGAAACUGUUUGAGAGCGACUACUACCGGAUCGUACCAAAUAAGUAGAUUUUGUCCUCAUAGAUAAAUGUUAUCAUAAUGUCGCAGGAUCCCUGGUUACAAAACUAUGAUGCCAUUUGCCGCUUGACACAGGAAAUAGCAGAGAACAUCAAUGAAAGGAACAGGCAAAAGAGAACGGGGGGUAACCCUGCAAAGAUCAAUAUGACCCUCCGGGCGUCACUGCAAAAGCUGAAACAGAAUAUUGCCCAGCUCAAAGGGGAUUUAUUGCGAGCUUCAUCGUCUCGACGCUUAAUGCAGUCAGAAGCUGAUAGGAGGCAGAACCUCAUUGAUGACCUGCUAACCAGAGAAAAACAGCUCAAUGCCUCCUUCAAGGAAGACAGCACAGAGCCAGAACCUUCCAGGUCGAGUUUGUUUGCAGCCGGAGGGGCAGGAGCGAGCGGAGCAGUUUCAGCCAAUCCCUGGCUGGUCAACGAGCCAGAGGAAACCAGGGGACUGACGUUUGGGGAGAUCAAGCAGCAGCAGCAACGAAUCAUUGAAGCCCAGGAUGCAGGCUUGGAUGCGCUCUCAGCUGUCAUCAGCCGGCAGAAGAUAAUGGGCCAGGAGAUUGGCAAUGAGCUGGAAGAACAAAAUGAAAUCAUUGACGACCUUGCACAUCUCGUGGACAAGACCGACGGCAGGAUCCGUAACGAAACACGGAGGGUGAAGCUGGUGGAGACAAAGUCAGCCUCCUGUGGGAUGCUGGUGGUGAUCGUGCUGCUUCUGAUAGCCAUCAUAGUGAUAGCUGUGUGGCCCGUGUAGCUGACGACCGUGGACCUGUGCCGGAUGAUUCUACAACGCGCGUCGGGCUCAGAUACCACUUUUAAAUCACACGUCAACUCAUUUAACACUGUUUCUCGUCAGGUUUUAUUUUGGUUUUCUAACUUCUACGUGUGUGGCUGCUCCACUGGGACGACGUAGGUCGCUGUCACAUGUAUUUUAACUCAGAACACAAGUUAAGUGGAUCAUUAAAUCAUUAAUUCAGGUAAAUUAUUUUCAGCUUUGUAUAAAUGUGUGUAUUCGUCUGGAUGGUGGUGAAUGUUUAACGAGGAGAAAGAACAUUCCUUCUCCCAGUCCGUCUGUGGUCUUAAGCUUUGGCUGCGGUAACUCAGCAAGCUCUACUUUAUUUACACUCAUUUGUGUUUCCCAUUUAUUACUGUAGCAGCUUUAAUGCUAACAUUUGUCUUGGGAUUCUAAUGUUUAUAGAAUAACUCUGAGCCUAAACGAACUCACUCGCUCUUUUGAUUUCUUGUAAAGCAGCUUGUAAUUUCUAAUAAACCCCAUUUCCAUGUAA